This is a messenger RNA of Bufo bufo (common toad), 1627 nucleotides long. RefSeq names its product choline/ethanolamine phosphotransferase 1 (gene CEPT1). Lineage: Eukaryota; Metazoa; Chordata; Amphibia; Anura; Bufonidae. Bases 158 to 1408 code for a protein of 416 amino acids. The record is from RefSeq and is a predicted model, not a curated record. Gene Ontology annotation, biological process: phosphatidylethanolamine biosynthetic process. Gene Ontology annotation, cellular component: endoplasmic reticulum membrane; Golgi apparatus. Gene Ontology annotation, molecular function: diacylglycerol cholinephosphotransferase activity; ethanolaminephosphotransferase activity. The transcript is spliced from 9 exons.
GCGGGAGUAAGCGCAGCAGGAAAGUGUAGCUCAGAGUUACCGUGUAGCAUCACUGCUUCCGGUGUACGCUGUGUGAGCGGAAAGGCAGCCAAACGGUAUUGUCCUGCCUGGUGGAAAAGCCAAGAUUUCUUUGGAUUUUGGUUUGAAAAUAAACUCCAUGAGUGGACAAAGAUCAUCAAGAAAAAGAUGUGGAGAAAUCCAGUCAGAGGAUUCUUCACACUGUGAACAUGUCUCCAAAACAACAUGUGUUUUAAGUAAGCUUGUGGAAUUGCCAACAGCACCUCUUAACCGACACCAGUUAAAGAGGUUGGAAGAGCAUCGGUAUAAAAGCUGUGGGAAAUCUCUUCUGGAACCAUUAAUGCAAGGAUUUUGGGAAUGGUUGGUUGGAAAGGUCCCUUCAUGGAUUGCACCAAAUCUUAUCACCAUAAUAGGACUUUUGAUCAAUAUCUUGACAACAGUAGUGUUAGUAUGUUACUGUCCAACAGCAACGGAGCAGGCCCCAGCGUGGACUUACCUGUGUUGUGCUGUUGGUUUAUUCAUUUACCAGUCCUUGGAUGCCAUUGAUGGGAAGCAAGCAAGGAGAACCAACAGCAGCACGCCACUUGGAGAGCUUUUUGACCAUGGAUGUGACUCUCUUUCUACAGUGUUCGUGGUUUUGGGAACAUGUAUUGCAGUACAGCUUGGUACACACCCAGACUGGAUGUUCUUCUGCUGCUUUGCAGGCAUGUUCAUGUUCUACUGUGCCCAUUGGCAAACAUAUGUGUCUGGAAUGCUGCGGUUUGGAAUAAUUGAUGUCACUGAAGUGCAGAUCUUCAUAAUUAGCAUGCACUUAUUGGCUGUGAUCGGUGGACCAGAUUUGUGGCAAUCAAUGAUCCCUGUACUGAAUGUGCAAGUGAAACUUGUCCCUGCCUUCUGCACUGUUGCAGGCACCAUAUUUUCCUCUAUCAAUUACUUCAGAGUAAUCUUUACAGGUGGAGUGGGAAAAAAUGGAUCAACAAUAGCUGGUACCAGUGUAUUGUCUCCAAUGUUACAUAUUGGAAGCAUCAUUGUUCUAGCCACCAUGAUAUAUAAGAAAUCUGCGGUUCAUUUGUUUGAAAAGCACCCAUGCCUUUACAUUCUUGCAUUUGGCUGUGUUUCUGCCAAAGUUACAAAUAAAUUAGUGGUUGCUCAUAUGACUAAAAGUGAAAUGCAUUUGCAAGAUACAGCAUUUAUGGGACCUGCCAUGUUAUUUUUCAAUCAGUAUUUUAACAGUUUCAUUGAUGAAUAUAUAGUACUGUGGAUUGCACUUGUGCUUUCGCUGUUUGAUUUGAUCCGUUACAGUGUGACCGUCUGCAAUCAAAUAGCUUCUCAUCUUCACAUUGAAGUCUUCAAAAUUAAGACUUAUGCUACCACUUCUAAUCACCAUUAAGUGUCCAAAACUUUUAAGUUAAAAAUGCAUGUUUCAUAACAAGAGAUGACAAAUCCAACACAAAUUUCAUUAUCUUAGUCCUCAAACUUGCCAGGCUCAGAUUUACUUAGUGCUUGAAAUGUUGUUGCAAAAAUUUCUAACAAUUCUGAAAGUAUUCAAGCAUGACAAAAAAUAACUACUUAUGACUAUCGUCAUUAGAAUGAUUUUAAUAUCCAGUGU